AUGGAGGAGUCUAAGGAUAGCAAGGAUAAGAAAUACGAUAUCUUUCGCGAUUCACCGCUCCGAUAUUUGGGAUAUGCAAACGAGAUUGGCGAAUCGUUUCGUUACCAAUUUCCCAAGUUUGUUGCUCCGUCCUAUGUAGUGGCGUUUGGAUAUUGCUUUGCAGAUGCCGCGACGUCGGGGUACGAUAACUACCAAACGGGGAUUCAAAGUGGCUCGACAACUGCGAAAGUAGAUUCUCUGGUGGCGACGGCGGAUACUCUCAUCUGGCAAUCGUUGGCCAGUGUGAUGAUUCCAGGGGCAACCAUUAACAUGGUGGUAAAGGCAUCGGGAUUUGCGGUUUUGCGAAGUCCAGUGACCUUUCCAGUUGCAGUGGCCAAGUGGAUCCCAACAGUUACAGGACUUGCUUCCAUUCCGGGCAUUAUCACACCUAUUGAUCAUGGUGUGGAUUUUUUUAUGAACAAUACCUUUCGGAAAAUCCAAUGGCCAGGAGCUUCGCCUGUGGAACAAUCAAAGGGCGAUGACACACCAUGA
Cylindrotheca closterium is the source of this 531-nucleotide messenger RNA. NCBI's taxonomy places the organism in Eukaryota, Bacillariophyta, Bacillariophyceae, Bacillariales, Bacillariaceae. The record is from the annotation of a GenBank genome assembly.